GCCAAAGAAAGAAGGAAACACUCUCUCUCUUCCUCUCUCGCGCUUUGGUUUUGUUUUGUGCUUUUUUUCUCAAACGGUUUGGUUUUUGUUUUUAUUUUUGUUUUCGUUGACAACUUCACCAACCAUCUUUUUCUUUCUCUCUCUCCUCUGCGCGCGACGCAGACGAAACUCUUUCUCUCUCUUCGACUCAGAGAGAAAAGAAUAUUUUCUUUUUUAAUAUUUAUUUUUCUGAAGAAACCAUUGUUGAAAACGCUUAAGCCUAACCUCCUUAUCCUCAAUCUCAAUUCUCGCACAUCCUGAGAGCAGAGCGUCUCAGGAUAAUGCCGCUUUCUAGGGUUUUCUUUCCGGGCUGUGGUUUUCCCGUGGAGGCAGUGUUCGCUACUCUGCUUUAAUUCGAGGUACCGUUUCUUUGGGGGUGUGUUGUGAGGUAUUGGUUGGUGCAUUGUUGCGUUUCUUUUACCUUUGUUGGUUUAUCGGAUUUUUGAAGUUAAUCAGAGAGUGACGGGUUAGUGGUGGUGCGGUGUCAUUUAUGAUUCUUGAAUGAUUGAGAUGGGGUCGUGUGGGAGAUCUGCUACCGUUAAUGAUCCCUCUGGAGGGUCUGUUAUUGAGCAGCAUUUGUACUCAGAGGUUGCGGAGCAGGUUGUUUCUGUGCAGGAGUCUUGUUUGGAAGUGGCCUGCAAUGUUGUGGACUCUAAUGCUGACCUCUCCACUGUGACCGAUGGUUAUGUGGGAGAGGACCUUGUGGGUUCUGCAAGGUGUCUAGAUGAGGGGUCUUGUGAUGCUCUGGGUUUGGCAAGUGAAUGUGAAAAUGCUGAUUUGUUGUCACUGGAGAAACCCGCUGAAGAUGAUUGUCUGAAUUGUUUGGGGGUUUCUUAUGGGGGCAUUGAAGUUCCCUGUGCAAGCAGUGGCCCUGAGGGGAAUUUUCAGGGUGAGGAAAUCUUUGAUCUGCGGUCGCGGCCCCUGACUACUGAUGAUUCCCCGAGGCUUUGUGCUCAGCAGGAUGGGCAGAAAGAUGAUAAGAGCCACGUGUCACCUGCAGCAGGAGAUGAGUCCCUCGUUGUGGGAGGCAAAAUCGAUGACACAGGUCUUCUUGGUGAUGUUUUCAAUCAUGUACUUGAUUUCAGGGACUCUGAAAUGUCUUUGGAAUUAGAAUCUGUGGCUGACUUGUUAGUUGAUUGCAACCAGCAAAAUGAGCAGCAGGAAAUUAUGAGAAAUGCAGAUUCCUUGUUCAAUGUUGUGGAAAAAUGUGAUAAUCUAAUUGGGACAGAAGCUGAUGGAUGCUGGCAGGUAUCUCCUACUGCGGAUAUGGAAGUGCCAUCUGGCGCACUAUGUGCAGAUACCGAAGUAGAGAGCACAAGUGAUCCGAAAGAUGGUGAGGUCCAUAAUAGUACUUGUGAAGAAAAGGUUAAAUCUUUUGUUGAUGAAGAAAUCAUUGUCAUUAAUUCAUGUGUAAAAAUAUCAUCCUCUCCAGGUUGCCAUGGGACUGUUGAGAGCUCAUCUGUAGAUUCUCCUUGUGAGCCUGCCUUGUUGGAUCCAGGUUGUGAAAUGAAGAAAGAUGUACUACAAAUAGAAGAUGCUUUCUGUAAAUUGAAGGACUGUUCCUCAGAAGAAACUAGCAACUCUACCUUUAGGGAGCCGUUUUCUCCAGAAUCAGGCCUGCCCUCGGUUGCUUCAAUUGCCAACUGCUCUUCAAAGGAUGUUUCUGAUCUCCAUUUUAAGGGUGAUGAUGUUUCUACUCCUGCUACCAAUAAUGCUGUGGACGAUCCAGGGCAGAUGGUUAAUGAUGGAAAAGAAGCACUUAAUGUUGAUUGUAUCACUGAAAGCAUUUCAUUACUUUCUCAAAGGAAUAGUCGAAGAAGUAAAGUAGGCCGCAAGACACAGACCAAAAAGGCUUCAAGAAGAGGCAAGAACAAAACCAAGGUGACAUGUCCAAAUGGGGAUUACAUGAAGUUAUAUUCAGAGGCUGCUAGAAAGAAAAGAACUUGUUUCUCCAAACCAGCUCGUUCUUCUAUCUGGGGAUUGAUUGGGAAUAUUGAACAUUUUUUUGAGCACUAUAAUGAGCACGCAGUUGGUGAAGCUGUAUGUCAAGAAUUUGGGAAGGCAAGAAGCAAGCGUCAAAGUGGGAAAACAGUUAAGAAUAAUGCAAGUACUGGCUCAUUGAGUUCAGAACAGAAGUGUCCUGUUUCAACCACCCGUGUUCGUCUAAAGAUCAAAUUUGGUAAAGAACCCGAUUUAAGUUGCUCAAAUGUCUUGACUCCUGAGUCUGUUGAUGGCUUGGCUUCUGCUUCCUACUUGGAGUCUGGUUCAGCUUCUCAGAAAAUAGCCAGCAAUCUCGAAGAUAAAAUGUUGAAAGUGGUGACAUUGGGCAAUACAGAAUCUUUCAACAAUAACGUGGAUAAGGAUGAUCUUGUUCGAAAUGGACAAGUGGCUAAUAGCCCCAUAGAAGGACAUACUGAAAUAACCGAGAAGGCAGAUGGAGAUGUAGAGGAACAUUGUCUUGCAGCUCCUCCAGAGAAGGUGGUUGAGGCACUGAUUGAACCUAUCAACAACAAGGGUAUGGAUCCUGGAACUUCACCUGAUUCUGAAGUGAUCAAUUCAAUUCCCGAAGUCCAUGUUGGAGAGAGACAUGAAGAUUUACAUGAUGCUGUUUUAGGUUCUUCUAAAGUGUUAAAUUCUAUAGUGGAUGCCACUGUAAGUAGAAGAGGGAAGAAGAAAGACAAACUUAUCAGUUCAGGUAUUUGUAUCACUGAAGAUGAAUCUCAAGGUCCACCUAGGAACCGUAGACGGAAGCAGUCAAAGAACCGCAGGGGUAAGAAAAAUGGUACGGGUGCAAUUAGCUCUUUGGAUUUGUCUACUCUCACUCAGAUAAGCAAAUCUACGAGCAGUAAAGAAUUAUGCCCUGAAUCUUUGUCCCUUUCUGGAGAGACUGAACUUGGACGCACUGCUGAGGCUUUGAAAGUUAAAAAUGACAUGGACAUUAAUACAAGUUGCAAACCAUCAGUUGACAAUGGAUUUUCAGAAUCUCAGGUUUCUGAGAAUAUGCCGUCUUCUGCAAGGCCUUUGGGUCGUAAACUACCUAAAAGUCUUAGACCCAGUAAAGUUAGCAGGACCAAAUUUAAAGCUUCUGACUCGGCUGACAGGAAAAAGACUACAUGUACACGAAAGGAGAAACAGAAAAAGCCAAUUGUUAAGUCUGAAGUCAAGAGAAAAGGUGCCUCUCUUAAAAUUACAUGUGAAAUGGAAGAUCGCGCACAUGCAGAAGCAAAUAUUGGAAAUCAUAAACUGGAUGCUGUCAGAAAAAUUAAUGCCGAGGACAACAAAGUAUCAGUCAACGUAUCUAGUUUGGACACGCUGUCUGGUGUUGGACUGGGUGGGCAACUUCCGUCUCCCCGUAAUGCGUGGGUGCGAUGUGAUGAUUGUUACAAAUGGAGGCGAAUUCCAGCUGUGCUUGCAGACCUAAUUGAUGAAACUAACCGUACCUGGACAUGUAAGGACAGCAGUGAUAAAGCUUUUGCUGACUGUGCUGUUCCUCAAGAAAAGUCAAAUGCAGAGAUUAAUGCAGAGUUGGGAUUAUCAGAUGCCUCGGGUGACGAAGAUGCAUAUGAAGGCUCCAAAAAUUUUAAGGAAUUAGAAUAUCGGCCUCCAUUUGUUUUCCAGGGGUCAACUUUUACCCAUAUAUUCACCAAUGAAUUCCUGCAUCGUAGCCAUAAAACUCAGACUAUUGAUGAGAUAAUGGUCUGUCAUUGCAAGGCACCUCAAGAAGGAAAGUUCGGCUGUGGGGAUGAAUGCCUAAAUCGGAUGCUUAAUAUUGAAUGUGCGCAAGGAACAUGUCCGUGUGGGGACCGUUGUUCUAACCAGCAGUUCCAAAAACGCAAGUAUGCUAGCCUGAGGUGGUUUAAAUGUGGGAAAAAGGGUUAUGGACUGAAGGCACUUGGCAAUGUUGCUAAAGGCCAGUUUCUUAUUGAAUACGUUGGAGAGGUGCUUGAUAUGCAAACGUAUGAGGCACGGCAAAGGGAAUAUGCUUUGAAGGGUCAUCGACAUUUCUAUUUUAUGACCUUGAAUGGCAGUGAGGUAAUAGAUGCAAGUGCUAAAGGAAACUUGGGGCGUUUCAUUAAUCAUAGUUGUGAUCCUAAUUGUCGGACAGAGAAGUGGAUGGUGAAUGGGGAGAUCUGUAUUGGACUGUUUGCACUGAGGGAUAUUAAGCAGGAUGAAGAAUUGACAUUUGACUACAACUAUGUAAGGGUUUUUGGUGCUGCAGCAAAAAAAUGUUAUUGUGGUUCACCUAGUUGUCGAGGUUAUAUAGGUGGUGGUGAUCCACUUAAUGCUGAACUGAUAGUUCAAAGUGAUUCAGAAGAAGAAUUUCCAGAACCUGUUAUGCUUACGAGAGAUGGUGAAAUUGAAGAGGCACCCAAGUAUUUUAAUAAUGAUGAUACAGAAUCUGCUAGAAUUAUGUUAAAAGGCAGGGAUGUAUUGGAAAAGUCGACAAGCGCUAUAGAUUCAGAUGGUUCUCCAGAAAAAGAAAGUUUCAUGAACCCUGCCUCUGCUGUUUCUCUGUUGCACAGCUCAGCAGAAAUGGAUGAUUCAAAGGGCAAGUUACCAUCUGCCAUUCGAGUUGAAGAAAUUUCUCAACAAAUGGAGGAUGUAACAAGCAAACCCAUGCCUGCCGUACAAGGAUAUGAAAAGGAAAAGGAAUCAGAGUUUGCAGACAAAACUUCUUCCACUCAAAGAUUAGAGACUACUUCUCCCCUUACAGCUGCUAGCAAAAUGUUAUCUAAUUCGACUGGUAGUAAUAGGGAAUCCAAGUCUGAAAUAAUUGAAGGCAAGAAGAAUCCCAAGUUAAAUGGUUCUGUUAAAAAGGGAAAGGUCCAUACUAGUCCUCCAAAUGGCCUUAAAGCCGAGGUGACAGCCAAUCGAUUGCAGUUGUCAUCUGUCAAACAUAAAAAGUUUGAAGGUUCUUCCAAUGGACGGUUUGAAGCAGUUCAAGAGAAACUUAAUGAGUUGCUGGAUGGAGAUGGGGGAAUAAGCAAAAGAAAGGAUGCUACCAAAGGGUACUUGAAGCUUUUGUUUCUUACUGUGGCAUCUGGUGAUAGAAGCAACGGUGAAGCAAUUCAAAGUAAUCGAGAUCUUUCCAUGAUACUUGACGCCCUUCUGAAAACAAAAUCUAGAGCAGUGCUGAAUGAUAUAAUUAACAAAAAUGGUUUACAGAUGUUACAUAACAUUAUGAAGCAGUACAGGCAGGACUUCAAAAAAAUUCCAAUACUGCGAAAGCUUCUGAAGGUCUUAGAGUACCUAGCAGCAAGCAAGAUUUUGACACCUGAACAGAUUAAUGGUGGUCCUCCGUGUCAUGGGAUGGAGAGCUUUAGGGAGUCAAUGCUUUCUCUGACAGAGCAUGAUGACAAACAGGUCCAUCAAAUUGCUCGAAGCUUCCGAGACAGAUGGUUUCCCAGACCCAACAGAAAACAUGGCUAUUUGGACAGGGAUGAUAAUAGAAUGGAAUCUCAUAGAACUUUCAAUGGUAACAGAUUUUCAGCAUCACACUCUCAUAGACAUGAACAGGAUUUAAGGGCUGCAGAAGCAAUGGAUUGUAGUCAGCAGUCUAUGCACGUGACAACUCCAGUAGAUGCUGAUACCCAGGAAAGCUGUCCUGCCCACUCUGUAGAUGGGGUUGAAAUCAAAGGACCUAAAAAACGGAAGCGCAAGAGCCGAUGGGAUCAACCAGCGAAGUCAAACUCACUUUCUGAUGCCGUUAUGAGCUCCGUUGGUGAAAGCCAGAACAUUCAUGAGGAUGUUCCACCAGGGUUUUCGUGUCCAAUAGGUCCACUAAAUGCUUCUUCCCUAAACUCUGGCAAUCUUGUAUUGCAAAAUGCAAGCCGUUCUGGAUGUCCCUCUGAUUUAGUAGUUGGUCAUUCAAAAAGGAAAUUUAAUUCUCGCUUGCCUGUGGCUUAUGGAAUGCCAUGGUCUGUUGCCCAGCAAUAUGGAACACCUCAUACUGAAUUUCCAGAGCGCUGGGUCACUGCACCUGGCAUACCUUUCGUUCCAUUUCCUCCACUACCCCCAUAUCCUCGAGACAAUAAAGACUCUCAACCUUCUAAUAAUUAUAGUGCUAUGAUAAUCGAUCAGCCUGCUGAAGCUAUGACAAGAGAUCACUCUGCUGAAGUCAAGGAGGGUGAUAACAGUAGUAUGGUCACUUGUUGCGCAGAUGAUAUGAUUCCCAGCACAACUAGUGCUAACCCUGAAGAGUCAAACCUUCUGUUUGAGGACAACGAAGCCAAACGAAUGAAGGGUGACUCCCAUGAUUUGGUAACGAAGUACUAUAGACAGCAGAAAUGGAAUAAUUCAAAAAUACAUCGACCAUGGUUCCGGAGGAAUGCAUGGAAAUGUAAUGAGAACAACUCUAAUGGUGAUAUGUGCAGUAUAGAUGUAGAUGUACCAAAAGAGUCGGAAGAUACUUGUGAUGCGGAGGAUGCAAUCUGUAGAGAGGAGAAAGGUGGCAAUAAUAUUUAUUAGCAUGCACAGCAGCAAUAUUGUUCACAGGAAAAAAAGAAAUUAUUUUUGUUUUCUUUUUUCUUCCUUAUACAUUAAUGUACUGUCAAUUCAUUCGUUCCUGAAUCUAUUAUUCAAUGAAAAUAUCAUUCAAUUUCA
Vigna angularis (adzuki bean) is the source of this 6642-nucleotide messenger RNA. Its product is annotated as histone-lysine N-methyltransferase ASHH2. The transcript has 18 exons. The record is from RefSeq and is a predicted model, not a curated record. Lineage: Eukaryota; Viridiplantae; Streptophyta; Magnoliopsida; Fabales; Fabaceae. Gene Ontology annotation, molecular function: zinc ion binding; histone H3K36 methyltransferase activity; protein binding. The coding region runs from base 541 to 6507 and encodes 1988 amino acids. Gene Ontology annotation, biological process: regulation of DNA-templated transcription. Gene Ontology annotation, cellular component: chromatin; nucleus.